AAACGGACCCAACCAGUCUUAAUCGGUACAUAAGGACCAUUUUUUUCUCAACAAUCCUCUUCAGAGGUAACGCACGGCCUGUUCUCUCCUUCCUCUCUCUCUGUCACACACGCGCAAAGUCGUCAUGAAGCUCGCCCUGAUCUUGUUGCUCGUCGCAGCGGUCGUGUUCGCCGCCGAGGAGAAGAAGGAGGAAGAACGUCCAAAAACAUUUCGAAGACUCAUACCAGCUGACGUUCUUCGCGAUUUCCCUGGGAUGUGUUUUGCUUCGACAAAAUGCGCCACUAUUGAACCAACGAAAACCUGGGACCUAACACCUUUCUGCGGUCGUUCGACGUGCGUCCCAGCCGACGACAACUCCGGUCGACUCUUCGAGCUCGUCGAAGACUGUGGACCACUGCCGAAAGCAAACCCGAAAUGCAAGCUUUCGGAGAAGACGAACAAAACCGCCCCGUUCCCAGACUGCUGCCCCAUCUUCGACUGCGAGGAGGGAGCGAAACUCGAGUACCCGGAAAUCCCGACCCUGCCACCACCAACGGAAAUCGUAGAGACUGAGGAAAAGACGCCGGAAGUAGCGCCGGCCAAAGCUUAAAUUCGAUGAACAUGAAGAUCGUGGCCUUUGCGAACUAAAUUAAUUGAAUCGAUCAACGAAAAUCUUUCUAAUCGUACUCUGAGGCAAUCGUUCGUUUCUAUUAAGGAUUUGUUAUCUCUUUUUCACGACGUUGCACGCUUAUUCCGACACCAAAAGGCCACACGCUGCAACCCCCGGUCACUCUCCAAUGAAAUUAAAUAUUGCACGCAUAGAAUUCAUGCGUUACUUUACGUUUCUCUAAUACGAAAUUGCAAAAAGCGCACCAAGCAGAUUGACGUACAGUUGAAAUUUCAAAGCGUACCCUAAAUAUCCGAUGCUUCAGAAUUUUAUAAUUUCAUUUCGAAUGAUACAUAAUUGCCUCGUAGAAAAUGAAUUUGUUUUCUCUAUCAUUUACCAAAAGUAGGAAGUCUUGCGUAUGUAAUGUAAAAACAUGUGUGAUUGUAACUAUAUGUGAUUAAAUUAAUAUAAUUGUAAUUUAAUUCAA
This is a messenger RNA of Ceratina calcarata, 1073 nucleotides long. RefSeq lists its product as uncharacterized. The record is from RefSeq and is a predicted model, not a curated record. NCBI's taxonomy places the organism in Eukaryota, Metazoa, Arthropoda, Insecta, Hymenoptera, Apidae. The transcript has 2 exons. The coding region runs from base 125 to 589 and encodes 154 amino acids.